This is a messenger RNA of Salarias fasciatus (jewelled blenny), 2722 nucleotides long. It is a transcript of the gene lclat1, whose product is annotated as lysocardiolipin acyltransferase 1. Gene Ontology annotation, molecular function: acyltransferase activity. The coding region runs from base 588 to 1490 and encodes 300 amino acids. The record is from RefSeq and is a predicted model, not a curated record. Gene Ontology annotation, cellular component: endoplasmic reticulum; endomembrane system. Lineage: Eukaryota; Metazoa; Chordata; Actinopteri; Blenniiformes; Blenniidae. The transcript is spliced from 6 exons. Gene Ontology annotation, biological process: phosphatidylinositol acyl-chain remodeling.
CCUAUUUCAUUCCUUCUCCCCCCCUGUCUUUUUCCCUCUCUGUCUCUUACACAAACACACACCACUUAGCUUCGUUGUUUAGCCUAGACAUGCUUGACCUCUUCACUCUGCUUUGCUCUGUUGGGAUGUCUGGUCUAAGCUUAAAGUUAGGAAUGCGAAUCGGCUGCCAGGGAAUUCAGACUUGGACGAUGGCCGUGUCGGUGCGGGGCCUCUACUUCGUGGUGACCCUGUUUCUGGGGAGUUUCUUCGGAAGCGUCUUCAUGCUGGGUCCGGUCUUGCCCCUCAUGCUGCUGUCUCCUGCGUGGUACCGCUGGCUCACCGAUCGAAUCGUGGCGACCUGGCUCACCCUCCCGGUGUCCCACCUCUCUUCCUCUGCAUUGCUUUUAAAUCACUCGUCCUCUUUCACUCCUUCACCAUCUCUGUCGCUCUGUCGCUACCGUUCUUCCCUGCGCCCUCUUCCUCUCCUCCUCCCGCUGCCCGCCCCCCCUCCCCUCUCUCUUCUGUAGUCCCUGCUGGAGCUGGUGUUCGGGGUGAAGGUGGUGAUCACGGGCGACGGCUUCGUCCCGGGGGAGCGGAGCGUGAUCAUCAUGAACCACCGCACCCGGCUGGACUGGAUGUUCCUGUGGUGCUGUCUGCUGCGUUACAGCUACCUGCGGCUGGAGAAGAUCUGCCUCAAGGCCGGGCUCAAAGCUGUGCCUGGCUUCGGUUGGGCCAUGCAGGUGGCCUGCUUUGUCUUCAUUCAGCGUCGCUGGGAGGAGGACAAGAGGCACUUGGAGAACAUGCUGGACUACUUCUGCGACAUCAGAGAGCCCCUGCAGCUGCUGCUCUUCCCCGAGGGCACGGAUCUGACAGAAAAUACGAAGGCCAAGAGCGACGUGUUCGCCGCACAGAACAACCUGCCGGAGCUGGAGUACGUGCUUCAUCCCCGCACCACCGGGUUCACCUUCAUCGUGGACAGACUUCGAAGAGGAGACAAUCUGGACGCCGUCCACGACAUCACGGUCGCAUACCCCAAGAACAUCCCUCAGACGGAACGCCACCUCAUCCUGGGCCUCUUCCCCCGAGAGAUCCACUUCCACGUGCGCCGCUACCCGGUGUCCUCCCUGCCCUCCUCCUCCUCGGAGCUGGAGUCCUGGUGCCGGCAGCGCUGGGCCGAGAAGGAGGUCCGCCUGCGGGACUUCUACUCCGGCCAGCCGCGGGGCUUCGACAGAGACGGCGUGGCCCGCGUGCCGCCGUGCAAGUCGGAGUUGCGCGUGGCCCUGAUCAAGGCCGCCUCGCUGCUGUACUGGACCAGCUUCAUCGCUCUGUGCUUCACCGGCCUGUGGCUCUGGGCGCCUGUCAGGCUCUACUUCGUGAUCCUGGUCGGGGUGUUUAUGACCCAACAGAAGCUGGUCGGAGGCCUGGAGCUGCUGGAGCUGGCCUGCCACAGGUACUGGAAGACGUCCAGCGUGAGUGAGAAGAAUAAGGUGGUGGAUGGGAAGAUGCAGUGAGGAUUUUAAGAAAGAGCUUUGACUCGUGAGGACACUGAAGGUCGUUUGUCUUUCAGUCCGGGGGGGCCAGAGGGCUCCUGUGAGGAGCCCGACGCCCCAUGCCUUAGGUCCAGAGUAAUAGAUCCAUCUCCUGAUGGAAUGCAUGGCUUCAGUGGAGAGAGCUUCACCUUCUGUUGAAGAGGAAAAAGGAAUGUUACGUACAUUUACCUGUGCGGGGUUCAGCGGCCCUCAUCACUCCCCCUCCAUAUGUCCCUCCUUGUAUAUUCACUGUCAUUUAGCCAACCGUCGGUGCGUUCCGUCAGUUUUAUGUUGUUGGUUGUUCGUCACUGUUCCAAACCUCGAUGUGAAAAAAAAAAAAAAAAAAAAAAUGCUGUUAGUAUUUGUUAUACUGUUGCCAUGUUUAUGAAAAGUGGUUUAAUUGUACGCUACGUCGCCCUCAGUUCCCACGUCACGAACGGAACAGAGCCAUAGUACAGAGCGUCUGUACGCAGGAUGACUUGACUUUGAACACUACUCAGAUCAGCACUGUUCGCUGGACGCGCUGAUAAUUAAAGCUCUUUUUAUUAGCCGCGUCGAGCAAGGGAAGAAAGGACCGAUCUAAUUACAAGAUAAUUACUAAGGAGUAUACAGGUAUAUUUGUGCACCAUUGUUUACUUUUAUUAGGUAUAAUUUACAUUUUUUUUUAUACAUUUUGGGAUUGUCCUCAGUUUGUCCUUAGCAUCGGGUAUUUAUUAUUUUAGCUUUUGCACAUUAAAAGCCAAAGGUGAGAAAAGCAGCAGGAUGUGAAAUAAAGCAACCAAACACGAUGCCUUGUUAGGAGCGGGCACCUUCACACACGGCGAGCCGAGGCGACACCCGUGAUGGUCAUCGUAUCAAAAUUAAAGAUUUGACUCCGAUCUCAAGAGCUGUGGGAGCAGAUGGACUCCGUGCCCUUUCUGGGAGAGGAGGGAAGCCCGGUGGAGGCAGGAUGUGGGUGGAACAAUGUCCUGUUGGGACAACAUCACCCCUCCAUGUGCAGGGUGGCAGCGGAGAGCCAGACUUGGAGUGGAAAACUGGCCCCGAACUCCGGCUAAUCCCAAAAAGCCCCGUAAUGCCCACCUCUGCCUGCGCCCCUCUCCGGAGGACUGGCACUGAUGCGCCUGCUAAACCUAAUUAGCAAAUGACAGCUGAGAAAGCUUCUCCAAUUGUGCCAAAAAAAAAAAAAAAAAACGAGAGAGAAAUUAAACCGAGAG